Chelonus insularis is the source of this 1125-nucleotide messenger RNA. Its product is annotated as histidine-rich glycoprotein-like. Bases 410 to 1105 code for a protein of 231 amino acids. The transcript is spliced from 6 exons. Lineage: Eukaryota; Metazoa; Arthropoda; Insecta; Hymenoptera; Braconidae. The record is from RefSeq and is a predicted model, not a curated record.
AAAAAAAAUAUAGGAUACAUAACUGGUUCGGAAGAAGGUUGGGGAUGAAAUCGAAGCAAAAAUUUAGUUACUUUAAUUAUAUUAUAUAUAGAGGAUGAUGUAAAUUCGAUUAUGAAGAUUAACCCAGACCUUACAUAUUUGUUUUGAGCUUAUUGUCAAUGAUAUGACAAGUAAGACUACCAAAUCAUUGGAUGCGAUUAUUUUUUUUAUAGAUUUUUAUGAAGGAUAUAUGAGUCACGAUUUUCUAUAAAACAAUCAAUUGAUUCGAGAGAGUGUCUUUCACCGAUAGAGAAAAUAUUGAAAAAAAUUCGAAACGAAUCAUCAGGAUGGAUAUAAUAGAAUCAAAAUCUUCGGAGAUGCUCAUUUUCAUUGUCAACUUUAGAGAAAUAGUAACUUUAAGGAUAUAAAUAUGAAUCAAUUUAUUUAUAUACUUCUUCUUACUAUUUUUUUUCUGCAUCAAAAUGUUUAUGGAGAGCAUGAAGAACAGCACUUUGAACAUGGAGAUGGUUCUAAACAUGAAUUAGAACAUCAUAAAUCUAAAGGAGAAAAAGGGGAUGAGGGAUAUGAAAAACAUGGAGAGUCAGAUGAAGGAGAAAAAGGACAUCAUCAUAAAAAAGAUCACGAAGAAAAACAUCAUGUGUCUAGUGGAGAAGAAGGUAAAAAGCAUCACGACGAUGAAUAUUAUGCUGAACAUCAUGAAGGAGAAGAGAAGGAAAAAAAAGGAGAAUUUGAUGAAUCUGGAAAACAUCAAAAGGGUCAUUCUACCAAAGGAGAACAUAAUAUUUAUAAAAAAGAUGAGUAUGAGAAGAAACAUGAUUUCUAUGAUGAAUUUCAUGAUGAAAGUAGUCAUGAAGAAGAUGCAGGAUAUCAUCAUGGACAUAAAGGAAAAAAAGGAGGACAUAAGAAGAAGGGUCAUCAUGAUUCCGGUCAUCAUGAGGAUCAUCAUGGUAAAAAACAUAAACAUCACGCAGACCACCAUCAUCAUCACGAUGAAGAUCAUAAAUCUGGUGAAGAUCAUCAUCAUCAUCAUAAAUCUCAUCACAAGCAUGGCAAAAAAGGCCACAGAGGCCAUGGAAAGAAAUGGGCUCAUCAUGGCAAACAUUGAGUUUUAUAAAAUUUCAAUUA